GCAAGCCAGUUGCGAGCGACAGUCGAUCCUGCGAUCCGACAGGCACGCUCGUGUCGACCUGUCUUUUAUAUUUUUAUUUUACAAAAUUACAACAAUCGCAUAAUACAACAAAGUUUACAUUUUAUAUCAUUGUAGAAUCAGUGAUUUAGUGACUUUUAUCUGUGCUAUCGCGCGCGUGCACGUAACUAUUUGAAAAUCGAACAAAUCGAAAACUAUUCAGCCGUCGAACUUCGGUGUGGAUUUUUUGGGUUUGAACAAUCGUGAUAUGAGUUUGCUGCAGAUUUUCACAUAGAUCGGAAACGGCUUACGUAGACGAGUAGCGGUAAAACGCCGCCCGCGCCGCACGCAAGUUCUUGUUUUACAUUGAGUAACCGUCAGGUUUCUAAAAAGUGCUUUCGACGCGUUCCGACUCAAACUUGAAUGUGAAUUUUGGACAUUACCGAACGUCGUGAGGCCCUAUAGUGCGGCGCGAACCUGUCGCUAGUCGAUACGCCGUUAUUGCAAUUAGUAUGCAAGUGUGAACUGUAGCUGAGAUAUAGUGACUGUUAGGCGAAGUGGACUGUUGUGUGACGGUGGAAGCAUUGCAUGGCGCGAUGAUCAACGGGGGCUGGGUGUGCGCACUGCAUGUGCGCACUGCGGGACUCGGGGGCGCCGCACUCGGUUCCGACGAGGAAGAGAUCGUGUACCUGGCGUACAUCGUCAUUGACGUGCAAACCAAUCAGAUAAUAGGAGAAAGAGAAUAUGCCGUCAGACCGACGAGACGGACGUCUGAAGAGCUGCAGACGGGACAACCAUUAGAAAUUAUUAUACAACAGUUUGACGACUUCAUCCGGUCGCUACAAGUGGACCCCCACUCCCCCCUAUUUAGGCUAGUCACAGAUGGACAACCACCUCUAAGACAAUGCCUGCACCCAGAAGCCUGCAGCAAGGACCUAUCCCUACCCACAUACUACGCGCGUUUCCACGACCUACGCAAGGAGUACGUUCGAGCGUAUACACUGAGGGCUGUCACUCCAAGGGCUCAACCACCCCCACCGCCCCCGGACCACCCGGGUUCAAUGUUGGAUAUGCUGAAUUAUUUAGGUAUAACUCCGUAUACAGGAGAAAAUUUCUACGCCGGGGAAGUGAAAGAUAUGGCCAGCAUUAUUCAAAGGAUAAUCACAGAUGGCUUCCGGUUAGAGUUACCAGAGACGAUCGACUUAGUUUUAGAAACCGGAAUUUGCUCAAAAGACGAUGAGAUAGACGGAAAUUGUAUAGUAAGAGCACGCGGCUUGCCCUGGCAGUCUUCUGACCAAGAUAUCGCCAAAUUCUUCCGAGGACUCAAUGUUGCCAAGGGUGGAGUAGCACUCUGCCUCUCACCACAAGGCCGACGCAACGGCGAGGCUCUGGUUCGCUUCGUGUCUCAGGAACACCGCGACAUGGCGCUCAAAAGACAUAAGCACCAUAUUGGGCCGCGGUAUAUUGAGGUAUAUCGUGCUAGCGGGGACGAUUUCCUCUCAGUCGCUGGCGGGGCGACGUGUGAAGCGGCCGCGUUUCUGUCCCGCGGAGCACAUGUCAUUGUGCGCAUGCGUGGACUGCCCUAUGACGCUACACCGCAACAAGUGUUGGAAUUCUUCUCAACGGGCGAUGACCCAGUACAAGUACUAGAUGGUGAAGAUGGAGUACUAUUCGUUCGACGCGCGGACAGACGAGCUACAGGCGAUGCGUUUGUACUUUUUGCUAAAGAAGAAGAUGCCCCAAAAGCACUAUCUAGACAUAGAAAACUUAUUGGAGCUAGAUAUAUUGAAUUAUUCCGGUCUACAACGGCUGAGGUGCAACAGGUACUAAACCGCUCGCUAGAAACUCGUACAAGCCAGUCGAGUACACCCUCUACCGCGACACAGCCUACUGAAGGGUUACUACCAGUGGCUUUAGUACCACAACAUGUGAUCACGUCCGGCACUGCUAAGGACUGCGUGAGAUUGAGAGGAUUGCCGUAUGAAGCUCAGGUGGAACAUAUCCUAAGCUUCUUAGAUGAAUUUGCCAAAAAUAUUGUAGUACAAGGUGUACAUAUGGUGUACAAUGCACAGGGCCACCCUAGCGGCGAGGCUUUCAUACAAAUGGACAGCGAAACAAGCGCAUACUUGUGCGCGCAACAGAAACACCAUCGUUACAUGACCUAUGGGAAGAAACAGCGGUAUAUCGAGGUGUUCCAGUGCUCCGGCGACGACAUGAACCUAGUGCUGACGGGCGGCGUCACCCCCUCCACCUCCCCCAAGGUGCUCUCCCCCGGUACGUUCCAGCCGCGUUUGCUCGCCCACCACAUCGCGCACCAGAGCCUUAUCGCGAGACAACAGGAGAACUUACUCCUCGCCUCCCUCCGACCUCCCCUCUACCUCCCGUACCGCUCCCCCACUCCUCAGUACUCCCUACCAAUCCUUCCCGCUAAACGAACUUAUGACCGCGCGUUUACGCCUACAGAACCGCCCGCGAAACGACAAUACGUACCACAACAGAUACCUAUGUCGUUACCAAUGCUAUCGUACGCAACAACUAAUCCAAUUUUUUCGUACGCGAAUACUUCUCCAAUGUUAUCUACGUAUAAUGUACCAACUAUGCCCACAGCCUUACCAGCAGGGUACGGUACAACACUAUCCCCGGGUAUACCCGGGUCAUUGACCAAUCAGAUUCAAUUCCCGGCUGGUUUAUCUAUGUUCCCGACGUAUCCGUACUAUCCGGGUGUUUAAAUGUAUAUAUAACAAUGCAAUUUACACUUUGAUAACUGAAGGUUUUGUUAAAAGACGCAGCUUUACUUUUCCGUCAUAUCCGUAUUAUCCGGUGUAUCAAAUAGUACGAUUUACUUGUUUAUACAUUUUUAGUUAAAUAACAUUCGCAAUGAAUUCUCGGCAGCUUUAUCUUUCCGUCAUAUCCGGGUUAUAAAUCUUUUUAUAUACUAGUUUGUAUGUUUGUUAGUUAUAUUUACGGUUCUCGCCGUUAACAGGGUAAGAAUAUGACAAGCUCAGCGCAGGCGAAGUGCCUUCGUUAAAAAUGAAUUUACUUACGCUAAUAGCUUUUGCAGCUCUAGAAUUAGUUUUUGAAAUCAGUUUUUGUUGAAUUUUACUGACUUUAAUUAUUGUUGAAUUCUUGAAGUUUAUUUUAAGGAAAUCGGAGGUUGUUAAUCAUUGACAAUUAAGUAGAUUUAUUAUUGUGUUCUGUUUUUUUUUUUACUUUUUUUCGCGUGAUCGUUUAACGUUGUGAUUUAUAUUUAGACAUUCCAUUUUGAAAUAUGAACAUUGCCGAUGUUUAAGGCUGAUACUAAGUCUGAGAUAGGUACUUAUAAAAUAUAUAUUUAGGUACUUAAUAUACACGUAGUUUUCAGUACAAUGCACUUUUUGUGAUUAGUUUACACUUUUUAUAUUUUAUUGUGAACGUUUAUGGCAACUUUGUUGAUGCACUUUAGAGGUAAUGAUUUUUCGAUUAUUUUUAGGUUAUUUUUUAUUGAUAAUGAAUUAAAUUUUUAAGGCGUGUUUUAGUAUCGUGAAACGGUACUAUUUUUAAUCCUGUCCUGAUCCUUCCUAAUCUCAAAACUCAUACAACCUUCACCCUUAACAAUUGAAGGUCAUAAAGAAUACUAAAUUGGUUAUCUAUGGACACUAUAAAGCUCUAUAUUAUCUAUAUUAGUUAACGUCAUCGUGUCUGGUGUUACAUUGUCUUAAAUUCACAUAGGUAUGGGGGCUUAAGUCACAUAUACAUGGUGUUAUGGCUAAUCUAUGUUCUGUCAUCUCUAAUUAUAAUAAAAUAUUGCAACUUUACCAAUAUAUUCAUUAAAACACAAUAAACAAAUAAAUGACAAUGAUAUUACAUAUAAGUAAAAAGGUGUAGGUCAUUUGACUCCGGGAAGUGGCACGUUGAAAAGUGGGUAAUUACCACAAUUUUUAGCUGUCCCUUUUUGGCUCACGAUAGUUGAAUCAUACUAUCUCACUUUGACAUCUAAUCGUGUGCCGUUUUUGAAGAUCGAAUAUUGCAUUGAUAAUCUAUUUUCAUCUUUUUACUUAUAAUAAGAUGAACAUUAAAUUGGAUAGUAAUUGUUAAAGUUGCAAUAUUUUAAAAGUAUCUAGAAUAAUUCAGAAUAUGUGUUUAUUAAUCGGUACAAACUUUGUAUUUGUAUCCGAGCGGGUUGUGUGAUGGAAAAUGAGCAUGUAUGGUUAAGAUUCCGUUAAGUUUUUGGUCAAUUCGUUAUAUUUCAUUUGUCGGUUAAAUUGCUAACUUUAAAACGUCAUAACCCAAAUAAUCUACCGAAUUCAUGAAUUUUAUUUCUCUUUUAUCUUAUUUGUUAGAAAAAUUCAAUUCAAAUUUCAAAUUAUUAUUGACAAGUAUAAUAUUGUCUUUUAUUACUUAAAAAAAUCCAACUUUCUAUUGAAGAUGAUUGAGUUGCCAACUUUCACUCCAGGACUUCGUAAGAACUAGAAUUAUUGUUAAUUAAAUUAAAUAAUCGAAAUGGGCAAAUUUUUGAAUCCAUAUCUACUAUAUACCAAGUCUUUAUUUUUUAAUAAGAACACUAUAUUACAAAAUGUACGGCUCAAAGUACUUACUUAAAAAUAAAAAUAAACUUACCUUUACAAUUAAACAACUACGAUAAACAUUCCUAUUAUAUUUAUAAUAAUCAUCUACCCUUUAUAUAAGUGUCAAAGGUACUUAAAGGUAAGUUGGUAAGACAAUCACUAACUACUAGAUAUACUAUAAACCUGAUUUUUCUAUCCUUGGUUAAAAGUUAUUCUUCGAACAUUACACAGCCAUUUCAAAAUUGACAUUUUUAUAUUAUUGUGUAUGGACAAGUUUUAACCAAGGAUUGAAUUUAUUAUAUAUGUAAUUAACUGGUUUAUUGGGUUGUGACGUCAUCGUAGUUUGACUGACAAGGGCAGCAUGAUUCGCUUCAGGACUCUUUCAGAUUGUGCAUGGCUCAAAGAAUAAAUUACCGUUUUCCCGAGCACAUCGCGGUCGGAUACACGAUUACGUAUCUGUAUUUUAUGUUUAAUACGAAAUGUACACGGAAUUAGCUUAUUGGCAUUAUGGUAUUUAAGGUUGGGACUUCCGCCGUUAUCAUUAUAUAUAACUAUUUUAGAGACGUGAAAAAAGACGUUUUUAGAUAUCUUGACAAUGUCAGCUUACUCCCGCUUAAUAAGAAGUGUAAGCCAACGUAAGCUUUAGAUGUAUUUACCCGCUUAGUGGAGGUUCAAGUACUCUAUAGCUGAGAACUACUAAAAUUUUGUAGAUGGUUUUCUGGCAACAUUCAUGUUUUGUAAGGUUGCUUCCCCAAUAUAAACGCAUAUGUGGUCUGAGGCAUCCUUGAACCCUUAUAGAUGGACGAAAUCGGCUUGACAUUGACUCUAUGGUUUUUCUGUCAAGUCGAUUUUAUCUAUGGACGUUCGGAAACAAAGCUAGUAUACUAGACAGUUAUAAUUAAUACUUUUUCCUUACAUUACUAUGACAUACAUAUAUCUAGUAUAAUAGGUUGUUUUUCGAAACCUUCAAAUUGCGGUAACUUAUGGGUCUCUCCAGUCAUUGUCACAUAAGUCAGUGUUAAUCGUAUACCUAUGUAUACAAUAAAGGCCUGUGUUCAUGGAGCAAUGGAGAUCACUGGACUAGAUCUUAUACUGCCUCUGGCUUUCCUUCUCUUAUAUUUACUGUCUUUCCUUGCUUUAUUCAAACUGUCUCUGGGCCUUGGAAAGAUUGUCUUUCAUACAUGUGCAGUGACUGGAGAUCACUAAGCCACUGUCUAUUCAAUAAUUCUUUGAUCACUUAUACAAUUAACUGGCUUCACUUCAUGUUACAUGUAAGCAACUGAAUUUCUAAUAGCAUAAGGAAUCGUAAGUUUAUUCUAAUACUGUUAGAGCCCUAUCAUAAUUAUAUUAGUUGGUUAAUUUUAGUUUAUUUUAUACUUAAUAAAUCGAUUUUCGUUAGAUCGUGA
This is a messenger RNA of Colias croceus (clouded yellow), 5947 nucleotides long. RefSeq names its product RNA-binding protein fusilli (gene fus). The record is from RefSeq and is a predicted model, not a curated record. Gene Ontology annotation, molecular function: mRNA binding. The transcript is spliced from 14 exons. The coding region runs from base 594 to 2726 and encodes 710 amino acids. Lineage: Eukaryota; Metazoa; Arthropoda; Insecta; Lepidoptera; Pieridae. Gene Ontology annotation, cellular component: nucleoplasm; ribonucleoprotein complex. Gene Ontology annotation, biological process: regulation of RNA splicing.